AUGAUGCUGCUCAGCCCAGCCAGCUGUCGCACUGAGCUCAGAGCACUAUGUAUCAGACGUGAAAUCAAAAAGCAAAACAAACGCUGCAACAACCAGAAAAAGAAGGGAUGGCUGCAAAGGGUUGGCCCCAGAGUCUGGCACCGAGUGAGCAAGAAAAUGCCCCUCGUGGAAACCAUCAAGAGAAAGCGCCAUGAGAGUCUAACCGCAAGAGGGCCGUUUCAGCCAAUCCUGUUGCCUUCCGAUAUCGAGGGUAUUCAAGCGGUCACGAUGCCUAGUACACCAGAGCCGCCUGAAGAAGCCUAUUCAUAUAGUGACAUUUCUGGAGAGCUCUCAGAUAGUUCAUCCAUGAGGGAAGACAUGUUCCACCUUGACGUGCUCGAUUUGCUGGAGGACCUGGCAGCAAUCGACGUGGGAACUGAUGCUAUCACUGGGAAUUUGGAUUUUGACACUUGGCUGUCCAUGUUCUUGUAUAAUACCCCAUCCCUUUACACCUCACAUAACAAUAAGCCACGGAAGCAGUUUAUCAAGUUGAGAAUGGCUUUGAUCAGAAACAAUGCAGGUCUGCUGCAACACCAGACUCUCUAUGUUGAAGGCCAGCAGCUCGCGCCCCUUGCCUUCUCCUCUCAUGGUCUGAUGGUCCCCGCCCCUUUCCUGAGUGCAUUCGGCUACCCGGGCACUUCCGGAGGACAUGUGAGAAUUGCAAGUGGCGCGAUCACAGAGCUAGAUGCUCCGUACGAUAUGGUAAUGACGCUCAGAGGGAUGACUCUGGCCUGGACAAUGACAAGACCCACGUCGUGGUCUCUUCUCUUCCUCCCCUCCUCCCUCCUCCCUCCCGCAAGCGCCCCCGGCCACCACCCAGCCCCGGUGCUGGCCUUCCCCAGGUCAUCCGGCGCCGAGGAGGCCCGUGAUCACUUGUACGGGGACUGA
Molecule: messenger RNA, 927 nt
Organism: Paracoccidioides brasiliensis Pb18
Exons: 6
Coding region: 1-927 (308 amino acids)
Source: RefSeq, a predicted model, not a curated record